CAGUAAUUUGAUCUUGUACAGUGUGACGUUUGCUGCGGAACGUAGCCAAGUCCUGCGAAAUUUGGAGCACUAAUACAAAUAUAAUUAGACAUUAUAUAAGUCGAGUGAAAUAAACGAUUUUAAAAAUAUAAAAUUCUGGACGCCGUUACAACGUUUACGAUCCUCAGCACUACUACACUGAGUCCAGUGACGGAUCAGCCUAUCUUAUCGUAUUAAGUCGUGAUUAUCCAUUAAAAAGUAUAGAAUACUGGAGAAAAUGGCUGUUUGUGUAUCUGUCAUCGGGAAAGAGAAUAGUCCACUGUAUGUUUGGGUUGGUAGUGGAAGGGAGGAGUUGCACUUGCAUUACCUAGCCCACACUGCCUUAGAUGUUAUACAGGAGAAGGUUGCCGCAGUCAGCAAGACUCCAGACACAAGAGAGCUCUAUCUUGGACUUUUGUAUGCCUCUGAGGAGUAUAAAGUUUAUGGAUAUACAACAAACACAAGAAUAAAGUUUGUCAUCAUAACUGAUGCGGGUAACACAACAUUGCGAGAUAAUGAAAUAAGAAUGAUGUUCAGACGACUUCACAACAUGUAUACAAAUGUUGUAUGCAAUCCCUUUUAUAUUCCUGGAGAACAAAUAAAUUCAAGGGAAUUUGACAAAGGAAUAUCAGCCCUGGUUGCAGGAAAUUAGAGGGGCUACAAAAAUAUUGUACAUGGAUUAAAUAUUUUACAACACUUCAUUGUAAACUAGAUGUUUUAACUUAAUUAAUCAAUUAAAUUUUUGUGUAAUUGACUGGUAUUUUGCAACAUUAAUUUUUUGCAUUGUAAAUGCAGAGAAUGAAAGGUGUAGAUAUAUAGAGUAGCUUACGUUUUGUAUAAUUUUGAAAAGAGAGUAGAAUAUUGUCCUAUCCUAGUAAGGCAAAUUACUUGGGAGCUAAUUUAUCAUUGGGCCCUGGAAGAGAAUAUUGAAUGGAAUUGAGAUUUUAGAUUUACAUCUUCAUGAGAAAUGAUAGGCCAGCACUGUUUUGUCAUAACCAUUAUUCAGGCCAGCACUCUGUUUUGUCAUAACCAUUAUUCAUAUUUGUAGUAGAAUUUGGAACCAACUAUUCCAUUAAGAUAUAGGUUUGCUGCAGUGCUCUGUAUUGAUUAUAAAACUACAGUAAGUACUUGGCAGAUUGCAGCAUUUUUUAGUUAUUGCUCGAGGUCAUUAGUAACAAUUUCCUUCCACAUGUCUUGCCUCUUAGUAACUUAUUCCAUACUCUAAAAUAUAAAAUGAUUCAUCCUAAACAUGUGUAAUUCACAGCUGUGUAAUUCAUAUUUUAAACUAAUACAGUGUUUACAGUAGCUCACUGUUAUGCAAAAGCUUUCUGUGGAACUUUCAAUUAGUAAUUUAACAUACUAUUAAUAUUAUAUCACAGAAACUGUACUGAAACCAUUCUGCAUUUAUUGAACACUUGGAUAACCUUCUUUGUGCAAAGGAAAUAAUGACUUAGUAAAUACACUAUAGUACUCUAUAUGUUUUGAAAAUUUGAGUUUCAGUGGGCCCAUUUUUUCUCGAGCUUCUAACAUUUAUAGUUUUGAAUCUCAGAGGGUUAUUUUUUAUUUUAUUAUUUUUUUUUUUUUAAUUUGAUGGAUGUUAAUAAAUGUGUUCUUACUUUAGUUAUAUGUAUUAUAUUUUGAUAUACUAUGGAAUAUUUUUCUUUAUAAGUAAUAACAUAUAACUGAAUAAAAAUCAUUCAUAUUA
This is a messenger RNA of Macrobrachium nipponense, 1723 nucleotides long. Its product is annotated as trafficking protein particle complex subunit 2-like protein. Gene Ontology annotation, cellular component: cytoplasm; nucleus; TRAPP complex. The transcript is spliced from 5 exons. Gene Ontology annotation, biological process: endoplasmic reticulum to Golgi vesicle-mediated transport. Bases 257 to 670 code for a protein of 137 amino acids. The record is from RefSeq and is a predicted model, not a curated record. NCBI's taxonomy places the organism in Eukaryota, Metazoa, Arthropoda, Malacostraca, Decapoda, Palaemonidae.